AUGGAAGCAGAAAAUCGUGAAUACAAGAUUGAUUCAAUAAAGAAAGUGAUCAUACAAAAGUAUAUCAUGUCUAACAAUAGGACUCGCACAGCUAUUGUAAAUACAGAAGAAGUUUUUAACAAAAUUGAUUUUCAAAAGUACGAUGAUUUAACAGUUAUUGUAGACUUUGACUGUCCAUUCGCUACCAACAUAUUACAGGAAAAGGAUUCUGAAAUCAAAAAAUUCCGAAGUAUUUACACUUGGUUCAUAAUAUCACAAACUCCAACUACGAAAGAAACAAUUAAAAGCUUUUUUGCACCUUUAAACCUCAGACUCGAUUCCACAAUAACUUUUGCUACCUUAAACGAGGACAAAUACGAACUGUUCGAGGUUUACAAGUUAGGGUUGGAAGUUCCGAUACAAGUAAACCAAAUAGGAGUAUUCGAAGGAGAAGAUAUUACGUUUUUUAACAAAAAUUUGUCUUUCUAUGAUAAGAGGAGGGAUAUGCGAGGAGUUUUGGUCAGAACUGGGAGUGCGGUGAAAUAUCCCGUCGAAAACGAAACUGCAUUCAUUGCGGCCAUACGAGCGGAGCCCAGACAAUUUCAAAAAUAUUUCUUUUUUAUAUUUCUAGUUUUCCAAGAUGUCCAUAAAUUUGAUUACAACGUCACAUUAAGACACGAAUGGUUUGGUAAUACAACCUAUGGAAUCGACGGAGGUAUCUCUAAGUUACUCUACGAAAACGUAGUUGACAUUGGUACCUCAGGAGGAUAUAUGAGCGUACCAAGAGUCAAGUACCACGAGAUUAUAAGUCCGGAUUAUAUGUACAGGACUGGUUUUUUAUUUCUUAAUCCAGGAAAAACUAAACCAGGAACAGAAGUGUUAAAACCGUUCUCUAUAAAUACUUGGUACGCUUUUGUAUUUACUACAAUAAUCAUUGGGUUCGCUAUAUUCGUUAUUUAUUGGAUAGAGUAUACUAUUACUCAAACUAGAAUUAAAUAUAGCUUUUGUACGUCUAUUUUGAUAGCGAUAUCGAUCAUUGCACAACAAGGUUCUGCAAUAGUACCCUACAGAUUUAGUGGGCGAAUAAUAUAUUUGUCCCUUUUAAUUAUGUCCAUGAUGGCCUACAAUUAUUAUACAUCGAGUUUGGUUUCUUCUCUGUUAAGUGGUGUUCCAGAAGUAAUUAGUACUAUUAAGGAGCUGUAUGAAAGUAAUCUAAAGGUAUCAUUGGAACUAACCCCCACCAUUAUGGCUUACCUUAUCCAACAGAGAGGUAACCGUUACGUCAGUCUACUAAACAAGACGAAGCUAUACGAAAAUGGCGUGGCCAACACAAUGUCAGCUGCCGAAGGAUUGGAGAAAAUUAAAAAAGGCAAUUUUGCCUUUCACGCUGAGUUGGCGACUGCCUAUGCCUAUCUCAGUAAUGCCGAACAAGAAGUUAUAUGUGAUCUGGCAGACAUACCAUUCAUUCAAGAUCUCCGUACCGGUUUGGUUUUACAAAAGCGUUCGCAAUACAAGGAGUUGUUUCUCAUUACGUAA
This is a messenger RNA of Diabrotica virgifera virgifera (western corn rootworm), 1515 nucleotides long. Its product is annotated as ionotropic receptor 75a-like. Gene Ontology annotation, molecular function: ligand-gated monoatomic ion channel activity. NCBI's taxonomy places the organism in Eukaryota, Metazoa, Arthropoda, Insecta, Coleoptera, Chrysomelidae. The record is from RefSeq and is a predicted model, not a curated record. Bases 1 to 1515 code for a protein of 504 amino acids. Gene Ontology annotation, cellular component: membrane. The transcript is spliced from 8 exons.